AUGGAUUAAUAAGAAGAAUAAAAUAAAAAAAAAUUUAAUACUAUCUAGGUGUUUGUGAGGAAUUAUUCUUGGCAUGUGAAAAGUUAGGAUAAAGACUGGCCCUGAUAAAACCUCAGCUUUUGAACUUCCAACAUUUCAGCAAUUAUUAGCAAAUCUUAGGGAGUUGUGUAUAGAAAUUUAAGAAGAUUUCCAUGUAAUUGGAGCAUCUCGUGUAUUAAAAGCUGUAAUUAUUUUUGGAGGUAGGGAUCCUCUAGCUUAAGCAAAAACUUAUGCGUAAAAGCCACACAUUAUAGUUUGUACUCUAGAAUAGGGUCUGAAUCAUUUAGAAAGUACAAAAGGAGUUAAGACAAAGAAAUUAAAAUUUUUAGUUUUAGAUGAAGCUUUUUUUGAAAGAGAAAUUAAUUCAAUUCUAGAUAUCAUUCCAAAAGGAACGAAAUAAAAUUAUAGACAACCUUGCUCAAAAGUCAAAAUAAAUUUUUAAAGCAAAUAUUAAACUAUCUCUACUAUUCAACAAUAUUAUCUUUAAAACCUGAAAAAUACAAAGAAACCUAUUUGGCAGGAAAUACUUCGAUUGUAUUUUUAGCAACAUUUUAAUUGGCGAUCAAGAUAACAUUGCUACUUAGAAAUAUUUGAUUUUAAGUCAUUUCCAUAUAUUGAAAACUGAGUUAAGCCAAAAGAUUAUCAUCAUUAAUAAAUUCAAAUCUCAAAAAUCUAAUUUAUUAAUCGCUAUUGAUGUUGCAAGUAGAGGUCUUUACAUUCCCUUUAUUAAUAUGCUAAUUAAUUUUGAUAUUAAAUUAAAUACAAAUCAAUAUGUUCAUAAAGAAGGUAGAACUGCAAGAGCUGGAAAAUACGGAAAGGCAAUGAGUCUUGGAACCUAAUAUGAUGUUCAAAUGUAUCAGAAAGUAGAAUUAAAAGAUUUAUUAGAAAAAAGAUUAAGAGGACUGGAGUUGAUGAAGAUGAUUUGGAUGAUAAAAAAGUGA
This is a messenger RNA of Paramecium pentaurelia, 980 nucleotides long. The record is from the annotation of a GenBank genome assembly. Lineage: Eukaryota; Ciliophora; Oligohymenophorea; Peniculida; Parameciidae.